AGCGCGGCCGCUCCACGCGGGACGGCGGCGGGCGGCUCCCCACCCCCUUUUUUUUUUUUCUUUUUUUUUUUUUCCCUCUUUUAUUUACCCUCCUCCCUCCUUUUCCCUUUCUUUUUUAAGGGAGCGGAGACAAGUCAAGCUUCAUCUUGAUGUUGCUGCUGGAGUCUCGGUAAAUGUCCAUCUGUCUGAUGAGCGUGAUGCAAAGGACAUUUUUGAAAAGGAGCCUUUUAACUCCGUAGACACGUAGGGACCCAUUCACGGGCAGGCACACACACGCGAGGAGGAGGAAGAAGAAGAAGCAACUUCACGAUCGCUGCUUUUAAAAGGGAGAAGCUUUUUCCCUGGCUGGGACUUGCCUUCUGCCUCCUCAACCAGCUGCUAAAAGUAUGUUUCCGAGGCGGACUGCACUUCAGGGAACUUCUAUUUUCUGCUCGGCAGCUGUAGAGGAGCAGCAGCGAAGUUUGGAGUAACACCAAGUGAUGCGGGAAAAACACUCCGAGAGCAGAACACCUUCCUGCAGACACAACCCCUGCUGCUGCACACAGGUUGAUCAUGGUUGCCGUGACCCGCUCGCUCCUGGCGCUGCUGCUCUGCCAGGCGCUGCUGGGCGGCGCGGCUGGGCUCAUGCCGGAGGUGGGUCGGCGGCGCUUCAGCGAGCCGGGCCGCGCCGCCACGGCCGCGCAGCGCCCCGAGGACCUGCUCAGCGAGUUCGAGCUGCGCCUGCUCCACAUGUUUGGGCUGAAGCGGCGGCCCAGCCCCGGCAAGGACGUCGUCAUCCCGCCCUACAUGCUGGACCUCUACCGCCUGCACGCGGGGCAGCAGCUGGGGCAGCCGGCGGCGCUGGGCUUCCCGCUGGAGCGGGCGGCCAGCCGCGCCAACACCGUCCGCAGCUUCCACCACGAAGAAGUUUUGGAAGAACUGCCAGAAGCGAGUGGGAAAACAGCACGGCGUUUCUUCUUUAAUUUAACUUCCAUCCCUAGUGAGGAGUCUAUCACCUCAGCGGAACUCCAGAUUUUUCGGAAACAGGUGCACGGAGCCUUUGAGAACAACAGCAGCUACCAUCACCGUAUUAAUAUUUAUGAAAUUAUAAAGCCAGCCACAGCCACCUCUAAGGACCCUGUCACAAGACUUUUGGACACCAGGAAUACAAGGGGAAACAAAACCAGGAAAGGACAGAAAGGAUGGAGGAGCCCCACUUGUGCCUGGCAGCUGGGGACUUGGCAGUCUGACUCCUGCUCCAAGCCCUUCCUUCAGAGUUCUGCCUGACCUCAGGGAGAGAUGAGAGCACCAGGUACUUCUGAUGCUGUCACCCUGUAAUGAUACAGUGGAGGCAAAGGACAAGAGAAGAGGCAGCUCAAGCUGGCCCAGGUAACUGAUGUUGUUUGGAGUUGAGCCUUGAAGCACUAUUCCUUCUCAAAAGCUUUACCCCCACUGGUGGGGCUCAGCGCUGGAUGAGAUCAGAAGAUAAAGCUGGUUUUAAUGCUGCUGUGGCAGAAGAAAUCCAAAUCACUGGAUCCUGAACUGCAGGACUCAGGAGGAUCCCCUAAUCUGCUCCUGUACAAGGCAAAGGCCACCACACACCUCCAGCUCAUUCCUCUUACAACUACAGCUUAUUUUUUCAAACAUUUGCCCCUAGCCACUCAGGGGCUGCAGGAGCCUUGGGCCACUACUCUCAGGAAGCAACUGCUCCUGUUCCUCACCACCACAAAAAAUAAAAAACGUCCACCUUCAAGUUUCAGCCAGAAGAUGUCUGGAUACAUCUGCCUCAUUUCCCUUCCUCUUGUGAGAUUGCGAUCAAGCCUCUCUUCAAGCCUCUCUCCUUAAGCUCAUUGCCACUUGAUACCGAUCUCUGCUGGUUUCCUGGCUCUUCAAGGCUCCUCCAGCCUUGCAGUGUUCUUUGGGAAGAUCUCUGUGUAGCAGCAACCUGAUUUCUUAGCUAUCCCCUCCCUCCUUCAAGGUUUACUUGCAAUCAUUUAUGUUUUCUUUCAUGCCAUUGCAAGAAAUAGUGUAACUUCAGUAGCACAUCCUGUUGGUACCUCCUUGGGAUGAGAUUUAAAAAUGGAUUUGCAUCCCAACAUAGGAGAAAUUCCCUGGACAAGGCCAGGUUGGAUGGGGUCCUGAGCAACCUGAUCUAGUGGGUGACAUCCCUGCUUAUGGCAGGGGUGGUGUUGGAACUAGAUGAUCUUUAAAGUCCCUUCCAACCCAACCCAUUCUAUUCUGUGAUUCCAAGGACAAUCAGGGAAAUAAGUAACUGUGUCCUAAAAUAUCAGUAGUGCACAACAGCACAAGGUCUUUGAAUUCCAACUGUUGAACAUCAUGUUGUGAGAACAUCUCCACAUGCCCAGUGAAGAUCUUUCUCCAGAUCUGCCUACUGCUCACCAGGGUGACAGAGCAGUGUGGUGGUCAAGAGGAAUCUUCUCUUGUUUGGAAUUUUCCACUCUUAAGUAUUUGCAGAGCUUUGAACCACAAAGUGCUGUGGGUUAUUGAUGGAUUGCUGAUGUGUGGGGCUACAGGAUGCCCUGGGGUCUGUGUCCUCCUUGUACCCACUUCAGCUCCUCUCCCCAUCGCAAGCACUCUCAGGUGAGUGGUGACCUGGUUUCAACGAGGAGCUGCCAUGACAAGUCAUGUGGCAGUCACAGAUGUUGCAAACUCCAGCCAAAGAGUCAUUCUCAGAUGCUUGGCAAACGCCAGACCACAGAAACUCAAUGUGUUGUAAGAUUCCACUUGGUCCCAUAAUGAUGGGUGGGAAAAAGGAGGAGGAUUAUCCAUAGACCUCAAAGUGUUUUACAAAGGGAGACAAAUGCUGCUAUUCCCAUUUAUUGGAUAGGGCAAUGACAAGCUGAGACUUGCACAAAGUCACCCAAUUAAUCGGCCAGAAAACUGCCACUGAAACCCAUGUUCUGGUCUAAACAGGUUCUCAGGCUGCCCUCAUCCCUGGAAUAUCUGAGUACCCUCCAGAAGCACAUGAGGAGAAUUUGGGCAUGUCCAUGCUGGCUGAGGCGAACAGCUGCCUGUCCAUCCAGCCCCCUUCCCAGCCAGCUGGACAGCAGCCAUCUCCAGGUGGAAUGCAGCCACACUGACACCAUCCUGAGCCCGGAUGUAUGAGCCCCACCACAAGGCACCCCCACCUAACUCAGCUCUCUGGCUUCCAGGGUGCAGCUUCGUUGUGGGGCACAGACAGAGCAGAUGUGAGACUAUCUCUGAGAGCAGACAGAUAUUUCCUUAUUCUAAAUCCAGUUUCAUCAUCUGCAGUGCCCUUCAGAAUAUUUCCUCGUGCUUUAGUUCCCACUGAGACAUGGAGACAGAACACAAAUGUGCUGGUUAUCUGGUCGUGGCUCAUUGGAAGACAGAUUUGGGAGAUGACACCUAAACAGGGAUAUUUGGAUGCACUCCAUAAAAAAAGGAGAAAACCUCCCAAAUAUACGUAGCAAGUCAGGAGAAAGGGAAGAGAAAGGAGGACAUCUCUAAACUCAAGAUCUAUUUGUCAUGAGCAAGAGUACUAAAAAAUAGGUAACUUAAUGACCUGAAGGAAGACUAGGUGUUAUUACAGGACAUUAUACUGGCAAAGUUCCUGUACACCACAACAAUAACCCUCUCCAGACUUCUAUUCCCUUCCAAAGCAUGAGGAAACACCAGUGCAUUUAGCCUCAAUUCCCUGGCAGGCAGCAUCACUUCCUUGUGAGAGCUGACACAGCCAUGGG
Haemorhous mexicanus (house finch) is the source of this 3701-nucleotide messenger RNA. It is a transcript of the gene BMP2, whose product is annotated as bone morphogenetic protein 2. Gene Ontology annotation, molecular function: cytokine activity; growth factor activity; BMP receptor binding. Lineage: Eukaryota; Metazoa; Chordata; Aves; Passeriformes; Fringillidae. The transcript is spliced from 5 exons. Gene Ontology annotation, biological process: negative regulation of transcription by RNA polymerase II; BMP signaling pathway; SMAD protein signal transduction. The record is from RefSeq and is a predicted model, not a curated record. The coding region runs from base 553 to 1266 and encodes 237 amino acids. Gene Ontology annotation, cellular component: extracellular region.